Capsaspora owczarzaki ATCC 30864 is the source of this 4848-nucleotide messenger RNA. RefSeq lists its product as hypothetical. Gene Ontology annotation, molecular function: G protein-coupled GABA receptor activity. Gene Ontology annotation, cellular component: G protein-coupled receptor heterodimeric complex; membrane. Gene Ontology annotation, biological process: G protein-coupled receptor signaling pathway. The record is from RefSeq and is a predicted model, not a curated record. Bases 1 to 4848 code for a protein of 1615 amino acids. NCBI's taxonomy places the organism in Eukaryota, Filasterea, Ministeriida, Capsasporidae. The transcript is spliced from 2 exons.
AUGCUUGGACUCGCGCUCGACCAGCAGGGCGGACUGCCCGCUCCAGACCUUCCCAUGACUCCAGCAGCUUCGACCGUUGCUAGCGACGAUGGUGAUGGCGCUCCACUGGCUCCACUGGCUCCACUGGCUCGCAUGAACAACCUCAGAAUCCCCAACAUUGGGCUGGACACUACGCUGGGCGACACCGCGGGGAUUGCGGGCCCGGUCGAAUUGGGCGUACCGCUCACGGGAGAUUCUCCCUCGAACAACGGUGGCGGUGGUAUUACCCUCGGUUCGGGUGCUGGAGCCACGGAUCGGGGUGGCGGCACCGACGGCACCACCAGCGAAACCGGACGAGGAACCAUGCCCAUCUCUGAGCUGGAUUGGCUCUGUCCGAACGCGACGAAAUCGUUUGGUCUGACUGGAAACUCUCCCGCAGUGCCUUCAAAGUCUGGCUGGAUUUUGACAUCUCCCAACAUGCCCAAUUUGCUCCUCGGAGGCAUUCCUGCGCUGGCGUCCGUGACCGGCUUUGACUUUACAUUCCAGUCCACCUCAUGCUACGCCUGCUACCUGCGAGGAAACGUGACGCUCUACGCGAUCGCAGACACUGCCAAUGCCACGUACGACUUUCUGAGCACCUACCCCAAGUUCAAUCUGCAGGCCUCCCCGCCUUCAUCCAGCCUCGGCGCUCUGCAAAUGUACAACCUGGUCACCUUCCCGGUCUUUGGCAGGCCGCCUGGCCCUUUGGUCAACCGCACGACGACGACGACAACCACAAAGCGCCAAGCCUUGCCGUAUACGGAUCCUGAAGAUGCACGGCUGCAGAUGAUGCGGCGCGAGGAUGAUGCCGACGACAACGACAGCGACGAGUGCGAAGGCGAUUGUACCAACGUGCGCCGAGCAGACACCGCCUCGGAUUCGACGGAAGCAAAAGUCCCGCCAUUCUACUUCCCAGCAGCUGGUCGGUUUGCUCUUGUCGUACUGAACACAACUGGCCAGGUGCUUGCCUUCUCUCCUCCGCUCGACGUUGCGCUGGUGACCAACAGUCUGAGCCUUGUGCAAGGCCCCAUUGCAAACGUUCCGCCGCUCGUGCAGCCUACCCAGCCUCUGACCAACGUCUUUUUCACCCAGGUCGCCUAUCCCGUGGUGGUGCGAGGGGACUGCCAGUCUGCCGAACUCUUGAUUCUGCGUGCGUACGACGCCGGCAACAACAUCACCCAGUCGUUUACAGCCGUGCUCAACGGCUCUGUGACCUGCAACCAGACCUACUCUUACGCAACAUUCGCUGUCUCGCUGACCACCGGCUCAUGGAGGCUUCGUGUGCACGGCUCGCCGAUGCGCAAAAACUUUCCAAUGUUGGCGCUGCCAGGCAGGUUUGAAUUCUAUCCUCGGAGCAUCUCGAUCGCCGGCUUGUUUGAGCGAGGGCUGUCGUUUGGCUCGCUCGUGGCGGACAUUGAGCUGGCCUCGUACCUGGCCGCGUUCAUGCUCAACACGAACAAGACACUGUUCGCCAACGUCAUGCCCUACACACAGUUCAAUCUGGAGCGCCAAGUGACAAAUUGCUUUGAUGCCACGGUUGCAGUCGAGGCGACCAUUACCUCCAUUCAGGAGCAAAACGUCAAGGGCAUCAUUGGCCCGUUCUGUUCGUCUGAGGCGCCUGCCGUCACCACCGUGGGCGCCGUGUACACUGUCCCAACGCUGUCAUACUCGGCUUCCGACGCGUCGCUUUCCAACAAGGCCAUCUAUCCGUAUUUUGCCCGCCUCUCGGGCGGUUUGCUGUUGCAAGCGCGCCUAAUGUCCGAGACGGUGCACUACUUUCAGUGGAAGGCAGUGUCCCUUUUCCAAUUCUCUUCACUGCGACUGGACGAUUUGUUGCGUGUGCGCCUGGCCGCCUACAAUGUCCGAAUCAUCGGCGACGUGGAGGCAAACGGCUUUUCGGACUUGACCAGCAAGCUGCUUUUGAUUCGCGCGCAAAAGUGUCGCGUCAUCCUCUUUGGCGGCAUUGCCGGUGUGGUGCCUGCUCAAAACUUUGUCAAUACCCUCAUCAGCUUGAACAUGACCGCCCCAGAGUACACGUGGAUCAUGUCCACUUCGUUCGCGACGCCCUACGGCACGGCCGUUCUCAGCCACCCCGAGAUUUUCCCUCCCCUUGCCGGGUCGUUCGUCUUUACCGUCUAUCCGACCUACAACCAGACAAUCCUCGCCGAGUACUCUCGGCUCCGGUUUGGGGCUGCGCCAUCCACCUGGGGCGCCGAAUUUGCGACGGCGUCGCGGGCGGCGGUGAGUUUUUCCUCCCUGCAGUACUCGUCCUUGCCAGACUUGGCAUACGAAGCCGUCCUGGCGUACGCGCAUGCUGUGCACCAACUUGUGCACGUCAACCGCACGGAGCCCACAGGCGCUGCCAUCAAAGACGCCCUCUUCAACAUUGAUUACGAGGGCUUGUUGGGUCACAUUUUCCUGGAUGCGAAUGGUGAUCGGCAAAACACCUUUGCCGCCUCUCAAUUCCGGUACUUUCCAAAGGACAACCUCAACUACACGGCUCCUGCACUCCUCAUCACCUGGGAUCGCCAGUUCCAUGCCAAUAUUUCCGAGCUGUACCAAACUCCGGACGAGUUUGGCAAUGUCGGUCUCCACUGGCCCAACGGCGUGGUCGGCAUGGAGCCAGAAGACACUCCUCCAGCCUAUGUCUGCACACUGCCGUGCAUCAAUGGCACGUGCAUCGGGCCCGAUUCGUGCGUUUGCACACCAGGGUGGCGCACCGAAACGUCCGUCAUGUCGUUCAAGCUGUCUGCUGCGGAGUGCGGAGCGCCCAUCUGCGGCGGCGCCUACGGCUCUGUCUGCGUCCAAGGCACUUGCAUUGCCCCCGGUCAGUGCCGCUGCUUCGAUGGCUGGCGAGGCGAAGACUGCGCCGAGCGCAUUAUUGUCUUGUACCAGCGCUCGGCUUACAAGGCGCCCAUUAUUCUUGCCUUCACGCUGCUCUUUUCGGUCUUUGCGCUGCUUCUCGUGUUUGUCCUGUUCCUGUCGCCCGCGCGCCGAAUGCUCGUGCUCCGCUCUGCCUCGCCUCGGUUUUUGAUCUUGAUUCUGAUUGGAUGCAUCCUCGCGUUCGGGUCUGUCAUUGUCGAGUAUCCGUACCCAGUCACCACGCCCCGCUGCGUCAUCCGAAACUGGCUCUACCACCUCGGGUUUGUCCUGUCGGUCGGCGCCCUGUUGUUCAAGACUUGGCGCGUGGCGCACAUCUACAACGCUCGCACGACCUCGCAGUUCCGCAAGAUUGACGACCCAAAGCUCCUUGUGAUGCUGGCCGGGCUGCUCUUUGUCUUUGUGUUUUAUCUCGUCAUCUGGACGGCCGUUGAUCCAGCAGUGGCCGAACUGAUCGAGUCGAAUGGCGUUGGUUACUACCGGUGUCCGACGAGCGCUUGGGAGUCGGUCAUCUCGGGCGGAGAGUUGUGCCUGCUGCUCUGGGGAGUGUGGGUCGCGUUCAAAGUCCGGAAAGCGCCGACCACGUUCCACGAGGCCAAGUUCAUUGGCAUGUCCAUCUACAACUGGCUUUUCACUGGCGUCUUGGUCAAGGCCAUCAUCCUCUCCGUGGCCUUGAACGACGCUGACACCAUCUACAUCUUGAACGGCGUCUUUGUCUUUGCCACAUUCGGCGUCAUGAUGGUGCUGGUGUUUGCGCCAAAACUCUACCUCGUGGUGGAAGGCAAGGGUGAUGCCAUCUACGGGACUUCGGUGGUCGUUCGUCAUCAUGUCGCGCCCAUGGAGCAGAUCAAUCCUCGUAUGCAGCCCUUCUUCAUCAGCCCCGGCGAGUUGCUCUCGGACGACUUUGUUGGUGGCAACAAUCCCGUCGUCAAUGGACCUCGUCCGACGCCCGGCAGCAACAGCUCGGCCGCGGCCAACCAAGCCGCGCUGGUGCGAUUGCAGGAUUUAUUCUCGCGUCCCGGCACUUCUCGUCAUCACAGCGACGACGACGAUGUUCUCGUUGAGCAGAAUCCUGGAGCAGUGUGUAUGGCGGUUCCGGUCGCACGGCCUGGCUCUUCUGCGGAUGCCGCAGCUCUGGUAGAGUUGACAUGCCCCGGCGGCGGCACGCAAGCUCCAGGCGGCGACCCUUCAGCGACCAACAAUCCGGUCGGGAGCCCCAACAAGCUCAGGCGCAAGCUCAAUUUCUCCGACGGCAGCGCGUUCUCAUCGCCGACCACUGCCACCACUGCCACCACUGCUGCUAUUUCAUCUCCGCGCUCACAUCGGCAAAGUCAACCAAUGGAUGGCGGUGGCCAUUUGCAUCAUCGCACGCACGGACGCUCGGGCACCACUUCCCCAACCGUCCCAGGCUCGCCGCGACACGGAGCUGCAGACAGAGUUCUGGACCAUGCCGAAAAUCACCGCGCCAGUCCAACAGAUGCUGCACGGGUUGCUGGCGCGGCCGCAACCCCCUUCAAUUGGGACCUGUUGUCAGACCACGACCGUGCACUUGCGACUGGCAUUUUGCACCAUUUGCGAGGGAUGGGAGGCCGGCCGCAAGACGACGGCAACAUGCCUGGGCUGUCGGACUACGACGAGAACGUCUUGCUGCGAGCCAAGUGCCGCGCUCUUCGCCUCGAAAUCCACGACCUGCGCAAGCAUCUGGCGAUUGCCAGCGGAGUUGAGUACGUCCCCAGCAUGGCUGCCUCGCCCGUUUUCAGCUCCCCCAAUUCUCGUUUGCAAUCGCCCAGCGAACGCUUGUCCCCCAACUGCUCUCGAACGCAUCAAAGUCGUCCAAUCGUCCUGCGCUCCAAGUUUGGCAUGGAAUUCAACAGCCCUGGCGAACACGCGGAUGACGCCGUGCUGCCACUCGAGGACAGCGAUUCGGAAGAGUAUGUUACUGCUGUCUAG